UUCAGGAAGUGUGAGGCCAAGAUGAGGUAAAAAGAAGCUUGGUGAAAAGUUUUUCUUUUCUACAACUUUCUGCCCGCACAGCCGCGUUCAAUGUAACCUCUUUUCAACAACUUCCUUUUGACAACUUUCUACCCGCGUUCAAUGUGGUGUGGCGUCAUGCCUGGAAGAUGGCGGUCAUGGAGGCGUUCCAACCAUAAGUCCCCUCCAGAGCUUCUUGAGGCCCCUCAGGGUCCCGGCAUCCAUGUUUACCUCUUCUGGAGCCCAGAUGGAGAGCGUUAUUUGUCCCAUGUGACAUCAGACAAGGUCAACGCAGAGCAGCUCUGUGUUUUGUCUGCGGAGGCUGUGGGUGUAACUCCCGUCUUCCACGUGCUGUUUGCGCUGUACGAGCCUCUGUCCCGCUGCUGGUACAGUCCCAACCACGUCUUCAAGCCAGAGGACCCCUCCCGUCUGGUGCUGCACUACAGGAUGAGGUUUUACUUUCGUAACUGGCACGGACUAAACGACAGCGAGCCGCUUGUGACUCGUUUUGCUGUCGGCGGUGGCGGUGACGCACCUCUGCUUGAAAUCACAUCAGUGGAGUAUUUAUUUGCCCAGGCCAAAUAUGACUUUGUCAAUGAAAUGAUGGAAAUGAAAAAGGUGGACAGGGAGGAGGAGCGAAGUCGCUUCCACAACGAGUGCCUGGGCAUGGCCGUGCUGCACCUCAUGCACCUGGCGCUGCAGACUGGCCGCACCUUGCGCAGCGUGGCUAAAAAGACCAGCUUUGAAACCUGCAUCCCAAAAUCUUUCGCCAAGCACAUCUCUGAAGACAGGAUCCUGACAAAAAUUCGAAUCCGGCGAAUGUUUGGGAGGUUUGUCGUGGCCUACCAGCGCAACAUGGACGGCAGGCAGCUGGACGCCAAGGAGAUCAUGUGCAAAUACCUCUGCACCCUGGAGUACUUGGCGCCUGGUUUCGGCAGCGAGACCUUCUCGGCCAGCCUCCGGAGGCUGCGACAGGACGAGGACGCGGACGAAGAUAACCACGUAGCGGCGUGUGAAAUAAUGGUCUCUGCCACCAGGGGGAUCCAGUGGAGGACACACCAGCAGACGAUGAGUGAUAAGUGGAUCCACUUCUGUGAUUUCCCGGACAUUAUUCACCUCGCCAUCACUCAGGCUGACGUCUGCAUCAGCACCCAGGACAACAAGUACAUGGAGGUUGAGAUGAGCUCCAGCCCGGAGGCCCGCUCCUUCAUCUCGCUGCUAGAUGGGUACUACCGGCUGACUGCGGACGCCCACCACUAUCUCUGUCAUGACGUGGCGCCCCCCAGGGUGCUGCUGAGUGAAGCUAAUGGCCUGCACGGACCCAUGCAGGAUGACUUUGUGCGACUCAAGUUGAGAAAGGAGGCGCCAGGCGAAGGAGCUUGUCUUGUGCGCUGGAGUCUUCUCUUCUAUGACAGAAUUAUCCUGGCUGUGCUCGACAAGAACCAGCUCCAAUAUGAACCACAGAAUAGAUGCACGCCAAGCCACAAGCAGUUCUGUAUCCAGCACAAGGCUUCCAGUUUCUCCCUGGAUGGCUGGGACCAGGAGUUCUCCAGUGUGAAGGAGCUCAUAGACACCCUCAAGAACUUCAUACUCAAAUGCGGCAUGGAGAGCUACGGCGUGAAAAAAUGCUGCCUGCCCUGCCAAGGAGAGUUGUCCAACCUCCUGGUGAAAAGACACAAUGUGGACCACAGUCCAGAUGUGCGCUCUCUGGCCCCAAAGACGUUAGAGCUGUGCAUCCAGAUCAAGUACAAAGAUAUCAUUCAGGGACCUCAUAUGGGUUAUGGGACCAGAACCAAGAUCUACUCGGGACAGCUGCAAGUCGGGGGAGGAGUAGAAGAAGAUGUAGAGGACGAGGUGAGCGGGGAUGGACGGCAAGCUGUGCGAGUGGUGCUGAAGGUUCUGGAACAAAGCCAUGAAGAAAUCAGAUUUGCUUUCUUUGAAACGGCCAGCUUCUUGAGCCAAAUGUCUCACCGUCACCUGGUCCUAAUGUACGGCUUGUCUGUCAAUGGAUCUGAAAACAUCAUGGUGGAGGAGUUUGUGGAAUUUGGGCCCUUGGAUGUUUUCCUUCGCAGACAGAAAGGCAAAGUGACUCCUCGCUGGAAAUGUAUUGCUGCCAAACAGCUGGCCAGCGCCCUGAAUUAUCUGGCGGCUCAGGGUCGGGUUCAUGGAAACGUUUGUGCCAGGAACAUCCUUGUGGCAAGACCGGGUCUGGAGCAAGGUGCAUCCCCUCUUGUCAAGCUGAGUGACCCAGGAAUUGCCCUCCAUUUGCUUUCCAGAGAAGAGCGACUUGAGCGUAUUCCCUGGAUGGCUCCCGAGUGCGUCGGGGGGGACACGCCCGUGGGCCCCGGGGCCGACCAGUGGGGCUUCGGGAUGACCCUGAUGGAGAUCUUUAACGACGGCGAUCUUCCCUUCAGCGGUGACACGUCGCGUGAGGAGGAGUUCUACCAGCAGCCAGGAUGGUCCUUACCCUCCUCCCCCCUGCUGGCGGGCUUCAUCAGCAGAUGUCUGACCCAGCAGCCCUCAGACAGACCUUCCUUCUGCUCCCUGCUCCGAGACCUCAUCGACAUCAUGAACACAAGUGUGCCCUUAAGUCGCUCUUUAAAUGAUUAUCACCUUUUUGGGUGCAUUUAAUCAUUUCCACUCCUCUGCACAGAUCCUGAUACAACCCACAGUGGAACCCCCUCUAAGGCCCAAGACACCUUCUUCCAAAAACGUUUCCUGAAAUUCAAAGGGGAGUUAGGAAAGGGUAAUUUUGGAAAGGUGAGCCUGUACAUGUACGACCCAGCCAACGACGGGGAAGGAGAGCUGCUGGCCGUCAAGGCUUUAAAGCAGGAGAACGCUCACCUGUCCAAGGGUUGGCUGAAGGAGAUCAACAUCCUGAAGUCGCUUGAUCACCAAAACAUUGUCAAGUACAAAGGACGGACAGAAAUAGGAGGACGAGUGGUGCACCUAAUAAUGGAGUACCUGACUCUGGGUAGUCUGGAUAAGUUCCUUCAAAAGGGUGAACACAGCACAUCUCAGUGUGUGCUCUUUGCUAAGCAGAUCUGCCAGGGGAUGGAGUACUUGCACUUGCAGCGAUACAUCCAUCGGGACCUCGCCGCCCGCAAUAUUCUAGUCAAGUGCAACAGUUUGGUAAAGAUCGGAGACUUCGGCCUCUCCAAGUACAUCUCUGAGGACGACACUUACUACUGCGUGCGCGAGGAUGGUGACAGUCCUGUGUUCUGGUAUGCGCUGGAGUGCCUGAGAGAGAGCAGAUUCUCCUUCGCCUCCGACGUUUGGUCUUUUGGUGUGACGCUCUAUGAGAUUCUAACCCGCUGUGACCCCAGCCAGAGCCCCCCGGUGACAUUCCGUAAGAUAUCAGGGCUGGCCCCUGAGCAGAUGACGCCGAUGGUGCUCAUAGGUCUGUUAGAGCGACGGCGGCGCUUGCCUUGUCCCAAACUUUGCCUGCCUGAGCUGCAGAUGCUCAUGGCUCAGUGUUGGCAUGAAGAAGCUGCACGACGGCCAUCCUUCACGCUCCUCUUUGAGCAGCUGGAGGGUGUGCGCCUACAGCCAAAUGUCUGCUUCUCUCUGGAUCCCAUCAGCGCUGCAGAUCCACUUGUCUGAAGAAGACCAAGGAAGGUUCUGCAAGGCUGGUAAAGUGACUUUGUGCCUAACCCAAUGUCAAUCUCCAGUGGAACAUCUGGGUGUGGCCUUUGCAUGUUCUCCCGUGCUGGCAUGGUCACAUGCAUGUUUAGGUAGUGUCAAUGCUUCUUCUUCUCCGGGGUAACAAUUACCCUGCCUAUCAGCUGGAAUACACCCCAGUCCACCUAGACCCUGGUCAGGACUCGCACUAUACACCAGGGCUAUUCAACUACAUCGUCCAAGUCACGUGGUGACAUUGCUGCCUUUAGGAGCAGAGGAGCAUGUUGGGCAGCGCACACACACAGAGUACUUACAAGCAGACACAGUGUGUAGACAGAAAAGCAGAGGAGCAUGUUGGGCAGCGCACACACACAGAGUACUUACAAGCAGACACAGUGUGUAGACAG
Messenger RNA from Entelurus aequoreus (snake pipefish), 4046 nucleotides. RefSeq names its product non-receptor tyrosine-protein kinase TYK2-like. Gene Ontology annotation, molecular function: non-membrane spanning protein tyrosine kinase activity; ATP binding; cytokine receptor binding. NCBI's taxonomy places the organism in Eukaryota, Metazoa, Chordata, Actinopteri, Syngnathiformes, Syngnathidae. The transcript has 23 exons. The record is from RefSeq and is a predicted model, not a curated record. Gene Ontology annotation, biological process: intracellular signal transduction; cytokine-mediated signaling pathway; peptidyl-tyrosine phosphorylation. Gene Ontology annotation, cellular component: cytoskeleton; cytosol; membrane.